UUGAAGUCAUGGCAGCGCUGAGACAGGAGCAUCGGUAUGGGCUCUCCUGUGCAAAAAUCAACAAGAAAGCUCAAAAUAAAACUCUAUUUCACGUCAAGCUAACCGAUACCGCCAUUCGAACGCUUGAAGCCUAUCAGAAUCUUAAGGGAUCCUUACCAAAUCAGCCAGCAGUUUGCUUCAAGGGGAGCCAGGGGUAUAUCAAGAUCCCCGCCCCGUCCCCAGAGGCCCCAGAUGCACUCCGGGUCUUCUCCUUCUACCUGUCCAGUGAUAGCAAGGACAAACCUCAGGCCAGCUUUGACUGCAUCCACCAGCAUGUCUCAGGGGAGGGCAGGGAGCACCUGGAGGGCCAGGGCAGUAUUCAGGACAAGAUCACUGUGUGUGCCACUGAUGACUCAUACCAGAUGACCCGAGAGCGCAUGUCUCAGGUUGAGAAGGACAUCAUGAGCAGGUCGGCCAUCGAGAUCAAACCAGGCACCACACAUGGUAAAUGUGUGAAGAUCCAGAGGAAGCAGGGCCUGUCGUCAGGCAUGGACAGCAGCAGCAACAAGCACUCCCCUAACAACAAGAAGAGCGGGGCCCCCAGCCCAGUAGCCCUCAGGCCCCUGAGAGACCGCAUCAUCCACRUCCUGGCCUUAAAGCCCUACAGGAAGCCUGAGCUGCUGUUGUGGCUGGAGAGGGAGAGGGCCACUCCCAAGGACAAGACUGACCUGGGAGCAGUACUGGAUGAGGUUGCUAAACUGAACCACAAAGAUCACAGCUUUACUCUGAAGGAUGAGUUCUACAGGCUUGUCCAAAAGGAUUGGCCCGGUUACCUGGAGGAAGAGAAGCCGCUCAUCCAUAGGCUCCUGGCCAGGAAACUGCAGCCACUGAGCAGCAGUAGCCAGUUGAAGAGUUUCCAGUCAAACCAUUCAUUCCACAAAACCCCUGCGGAUUCUCCGUCACAACUCAGCCCGGUCAAGACUCCCUCUGUGAAACGCCCCGUGCCCUCCGACCUAUCCGAUUAUCAGACCCCCAAAAAGCAAAGACUAUUAGACCACAGUUUAUCCCUGCAGUCCCCUUCCAAUGGACAGCUUGGUCCCUUUGGAGCCCGUAGCUCAUCUGGUCCAGGCAACACCAGUGUACAGACCAAAACAGAGUUUGAGAGAACCAACAAUCACGUCCAGGGAAGCCCUAAUGGUCUCUACACACGGCAUAAACUGGGUUGCUCCUCCAGUAUUCCCAAGCUGGAGAGGACAGAGCCAGGCCUAGCAGUACCAAGCCCCAAGCCCCCACAGACUGAGCCCUCCAUCUGCACUGACCAGCAGCUAGCCAACGGCCAGCACAAAAAGAAGAAGUCCAAGAAGCACAAAGACAAGGACAGGGAGCGCUUAAAACAGGACUGGAUAGAGAACAGUCCCGACCUGAAACAGAACCAGGAAAACAUCACUGACAAUGAGGGGGCUAAAACACCUGUCACUCGUACAUCACCGGAGGAGCUGCCCGACUAUUUAAUAAAGUACAACACCAUCACAGCCUCAGAACAGCGACAACAGUACAAGCAGGAUUUCUGUGCAGAGUACGAUGAGUACAGGGCCCUGCACGACCGGAUCGGUACCAUUACUGAGAUGUUUGUUCAGCUGGGUUCCAAGAUAAACACUCUGUCCCCCGGUACACAGGAAUACAAGCUCAUGGAGGAGCAAAUACUGCAGAAAUACAGAAAGUAUAAGAAAAAGUUCCCUGGUUAUCGGGAAGAGAAGAAGCGAUGCGAGUAUCUGCAUCAGAAACUUUCUCACAUCAAAGGUCUGAUCCUGGACUAUGACCGUACCCAGGCCCCUUCAUAGUGACUGGCCUGCACCCUGCUGCCACAGGGUGUUACUGUAUCAAUGGACCAAAAGACUCCCCAUGGACCAAAAGACUGCCCAGCCAAGCCUGGGUCCUGGAGUGACCUGGAAUCACAUAUGAAUCACACAUUCACUUCACUCCUCCCAGUGUUGAUGGGAGAGAGGAGCGAUGUUCUCUUAUAUGAAGUGGGCCAAGACCAGCAACUUGUGAGCAAUUGAAACCCUUUAAUGUUUUUUUUUGUUGAGGGCGAGUGUUGUAAUGACUAGAAUUUGUUGUGGCGUAUAAAUCAUAAGAUGACACAAUUUAAGCCAAAUUCCUUUUUCUACCCAUAAUGCAAAAUGUACAUGAACUCUCCUGCCCAAAUGCUUUUAUCGUUUGGUCUAUUAUCAUGACUACACACAAAGGCAUAUUGGUUUGAUGGUACAAUCAUAAGGACAGAUAAGAACAGAUGCUCUUCAUACCCAGUCUUCUAUCAAUGCUAUAUUUAAGUACCCAGUACAAUUUGUUUGCUGUUUCACUGAAUGUAUAGAUGUAAAAUAAUUAUAUAAAGUCUUCAUUCCUAUAGAGAGGGUUGUAAUCACUGGAUUAAGAUUAGGGAAAGCUGGAAGAUAUUUUAUGUUCUGUGGAAAUGUCUUAGACAUGACUUCUUGGCCAUAUCCCUGCCAUUGUUGAUGUCCCAGGCAGAAUACAAAAUGUAGACUAUCUAAAAAAGGAGGUAGACUAUGUAUGCUGAACAGCAGCUAUAAAGAGGAAGAAUAUUGUAACUGUAAAAAGGUAGGAGUGGCCUAAACAUCAGCAUUUCAGGUAUUGAUACAUAGUUUUAAAAAAAAAUACAAAAUUACAAAGAAAAAUACCGUACACGGUUUGACAAUUAGCUAAGACAUUAACAAAAAAACUUGUUUGGUAAAUGCUCCAAUUGGUCACAAUCUAAAGUACACUUGAACUUGUUGUUCAUUUCAAUCAGUAUUAGUAAUGCUCUUCCAUUGUGGAAUACAUUAUUUGCAUAGACUUUUUCUACGUUUCACAUGAUAAACCGAAAACAUCUACAACUAUUGAUAGUGUUAAUCAUUAGAACCUUUGAAACGUAUAUCUCAUUCUAUAACAAUCCUGUUUGUUACAGAAACAUUUCGCAAAUGUUUUAAAGCGCUGUAGAGAAAUACUGCCUCAUAGCCCAUAUCCCUGCCAUUGGUGAUGUCCCAGGCAAAAUACAAAAUGUAGACCAUCUAAAAAAUAACUGCUGAACUGCUGAACAGCAGAUAUUAAGAGGAAUAUUGUAAAAGGGUAGGAGUGGCCUAAACAUAAUGUUCUGUGGAAAUAUCUUAGACAUCUAUGAACUUAACUGUUUGAGCUGAUAAUUGAUCUCUUUGUUAAAGUUAAUGAUACAGUGCAUGUCAUUAAUCGGACAUGCCAGUCAAACAUCCUAUACAUCUGCCUCUAACCCAAACAUCACAUUCAGUCUAUGGUUCCUGUUGGCAGUAAUUAUGGCAUUCUGCUUCAUCAAAUAUGGGCAAGGGGAAUUGCCCCCUAAAAUGUGUAGGAUAGAGGAAAGUGCCAUAGUCAUACAGUAUACUCCCAUGUUUCUGUUUAAAACACGACAUCGUUACUGAAAGAACACUAUUCUGAAUAAGAACAGCAAUCAAGCACAAUUAAUAGAACAUUUGUCAAGAUUGUUGUGGCAUUCUAUUACCUACUUAUCCUUCUGGAUAAAUGGUUUUCAUUGUUUGAGCCAGUAUGCUCUGACCUUUGAUGGUAAUAAAGUUCAUACAAUAUUAACAAAUCUUUUAUUACCUCGAUCAAUAGUCCAUUAUAUUUGUGAGACUGGGUGGAAUACCAGAGCAUUUAACAGUACUUCCUGAAGCCCUUUUUAUAAGCUUGUGCUUGUGAAUGCUWUCUCAGUUCAGCAAGAAACAUAGGGUUGUGUCCAUGCAGUGAUUAAAUGCAAUGCCUUAAA
This is a messenger RNA of Salvelinus sp. IW2-2015, 3772 nucleotides long. RefSeq names its product RNA polymerase II elongation factor ELL2. Lineage: Eukaryota; Metazoa; Chordata; Actinopteri; Salmoniformes; Salmonidae. The record is from RefSeq and is a predicted model, not a curated record. Gene Ontology annotation, molecular function: cis-regulatory region sequence-specific DNA binding. Gene Ontology annotation, biological process: snRNA transcription by RNA polymerase II; transcription elongation by RNA polymerase II; positive regulation of transcription elongation by RNA polymerase II. Gene Ontology annotation, cellular component: transcription elongation factor complex.